This is a messenger RNA of Meleagris gallopavo (turkey), 2163 nucleotides long. Lineage: Eukaryota; Metazoa; Chordata; Aves; Galliformes; Phasianidae. The record is from RefSeq and is a predicted model, not a curated record.
GUCGAUGCUGAGCGUGCCGGGGGCACUGCCCGCCUCCCUGCACAAUGGAUGGCUUCUACGACCAGCAGGUCCCCUUCAUGGGCCCUGGGAAAUCCUGUGCCGAGGAGGGCCGAGGCCGGUUGGGCUCCGAGAGGAAAAGGAAGUUUUUGGAGACCGACCUCGCCCACGACUCGGAAGAGCUCUUCCAGGAUCUCAGCCAGCUGCAGGAGGCCUGGCUAGCUGAAGCUCAGGUCCCCGACGAUGAACAAUUUGUCCCAGAUUUCCAGUCUGACAACCGUAAGUAACCGUCCCGGAGUUUGCUCUGUGGGGUGGAAGCAUUUGGGGCCCUGCAUGCAACAGUGUAGGACCCCUUCCCUGGGAAAGAGACCAGCACCAAACCCCUGAGGCCUCGAGACCUUCGGGCUUUGGAGAGGGAGCACGUGUGGGUUUGUGCAGCUGGGGCUUAGUGUCCCGUGUCUCAUAAAUCUGGACCAAACGCAGGGAAGGGUCUCUGCCUGAGCCCUGGGCUCCCCUUCGUAGUAGCGUCAGUUUGCUCCAAAAUGCUGCUUUUCGUUUUCAAGUGGAAGCGAGAGCUCGUGCUGGGCUUGUCGGUUAGCCACAAUCUCUGCACUCCUGCAGCUUUUUCCAGUCCUGGCCUCGUGCUGCUGGCGAGAGCCAACCCGAGCGGUGAAACUUGAGCUGCUUUAAGCAGCAUUAAUCUCUGGCAAGCGAGCGUGUUUAAAAGGAGGCCAGUGAAAAUGCAGUCCCUCUUGAAUUGCAUAAUAGAGAGAGAGUUGUUUCUUAGCCGUGGUUCACUGCCCGAGCCAGGGUCUGCCGCACAGCUAAUGGUGCACUGUGCGUGUGCGGAGAGCUCUGGCAUUAAUUCUCAGAUGGGGUUGGGGGCUUUGAGUUGUUACCUGGAGAACACGAGGAACAGCCCGGUGCUGGGUUUGCAGCUCAGGCAGAGAGCUAGAGAACUUGAAGGAAAUCAAAUUUAGCCUGCAGUCGAACAGAUUUUUCAUUCCAGCUUUGUCACAGCAUGCAUCAGAGUAUCUUAUACUACAGUAAAUGCAUGUUAAUUAUUGCUCUUUGAUUACUUCUGAAUGGGAAGCUUGCCAUUAAACUGUUCCAGACAGCCUGGGCUUCAGAUGCGCCUUUUUUCCCCCUUUCUCUCCCGAGAUAAAAGGCAGAGCCCCGAGGCAGAGCCGCAGCCGCUGCUGCCAUCCGCGCUCAGCCCAGCAGCUCCCGCUUGGAGCGGCACAAACUGCAGCGUGCGUGGGAGGCUGGCUGCGGAGCAGAGCUGCUUCCAGAGCCUUUUGGCAGCCGCCGGCUUCCUUGUAACCUGAACGGCUCAGGGAGAAGAGAGACAAACUUCUCUGGGCGAUGCAGGGGGGAAAAAGCAUUUGGUCGAGGCUUUUAGUGAGCUCCUUUCUCGCUCAGCCUGUGCGGCCUGGUGUCACUGGGGUCAAAACAAUUUUGUCACCUGAAGGGUGAUGUCCCUGCGUGACUUCCUGCCGUAAUAACCUUCCUGGGGAGAUGAAGCAAAGGUCUCCUCGCUGGCUGGGGUGUUUGACCCCAGAGUUCCCAGUGAUGGCAGCUGCCGUGGGGGCAUGAUGGGAUGGGUGGCGGUUCGAUCCCAAUGCCCCCAUGCACUGUGCUGAGUGUCGGUGACACCCAUCGUUCCCACCUUGCUGAAAGCCCUGGUGGUGUGCAAGCUGCCUGCAGAACGGCUGAUAAAACUCUCAUGGGUCACGAUGUCAUGGCAGAAGUUGGGUUUGGCAGCAUGCAGACAGGUGUUGGCCAACACAUGGCACGUGUCUCCUGUCCUGGGGAGGAGGGCAUGUGCCCAGCACCUUAUCUGGGGCAGUUGUUUACAUAGGCGCAGGGCGAUAGGACUGUGCUGGGAACAGCGAGCGCUGGCGGUGGGAAGGUGUAGGGUCCUUUUUUGGUAGGGAGGAGUGUUGUUCCCUGGGGAAUCGUGUCCCCCCACAUGGAUGGUUCACAGCGAAGGCGAUGAGCAGGCGUCUUUUUUUUAAUUUUAUUUUUAGACACCCAAAUGAAAGCAGGAGGUUUGUUUUGAGGAAGGAGAGCUUAAACAAAGGAAAGCAGGAGCACAGCUUCUAUUUCUGGCUCCUCUCCUGGUGUGACCUUGGGUGCGUCCUGUGCCGGGGGGACAGAGGGGCU